Molecule: messenger RNA, 1526 nt
Organism: Punica granatum (pomegranate)
Lineage: Eukaryota; Viridiplantae; Streptophyta; Magnoliopsida; Myrtales; Lythraceae
Source: RefSeq, a predicted model, not a curated record
CCCAUGAAAUUGAAUAAAUAGCCAUGCAUUUCACUUAAUACGUGUGCUAGCCAGUGACAUGGAUAAGUGCUCAAUGAAGCCCCAUGUCCUAUGCAUUCCUCAUCCAGCCCAAGGCCAUAUCAAUCCUAUGCUUAAACUGGCAAAGCUCCUUCACUUCAAAGGCUUCUACGUCACCUUCGUUCACACGGAAUUCAACUACAACCGCCUCGCCAAGUCCGAUGGGCGAUGCUUCCUCCCAGGCUCAACCGACUUCCGGUAUGAAGUGAUCUCCGAUGGACUCCCCCCAACAAACCCUAGAGGCAUACUCGACCUCCCAUCCCUGAGUCUGACCCUGCCGGUUGAGGGACUACGCUCGUUCAGGGAGCUGGUGAAGAGGUUGAUCAUCAGUUCGGAUGACGGUGCGCCGCCGUUAAGUUGCAUAGUUUCCGACGGGGUCAUGAGUUUUACCAUCGAAGUAGCCCGGGAAUCCGGGAUUCCGGAAAUGAUUCUUUUCACUCCGAGUGGUUGUGGGAUGUUAGGGUACCUUCAAUUUGAGAGACUAAUGGAAAACCAUGUAAUUCCACUUAAAGAUGAGAGCUGCUUGAGCAAUGGCUAUCUUGACACUACGAUUGAUUGGGUGGCUCCGAUGGGCAAAAUCCGAUUGUGGGAUCUUCCGACCUUCAUCCGGACCACAAACCCAGAUGACAUAAUGUUAAACUACAACUUGGAGUCGAUUAACAAUACCUCGAAAGCCGACGGUGUCAUCCUCAACACCUUUGACGACCUCGAGCACGAGGUGCUAGAAGCCAUAAGAACCAAAUUCCCAAACCUUUACACAAUCGGCCCACUCCCGAUGCUUCAUCAGGAGCUCUCAUCAUCAAACUUGUCGUCGUUCAAGUCAAACUUGUGGAAGGAAGACACGCGGUGCUUGGACUGGCUCGAGGGGAGAGAGCCCGGGAGCGUCGUGUACGUGAACUUUGGGAGUCUAAUCAUCAUGACAAGUGACCAGUUGAAUGAGUUUGCUUGGGGACUUGCCAAUAGCAAGUACCAUUUCCUAUGGGUCAUUAGGCCCGACCUAGUGGACGGUGGGGAUGAAGCAAUUUCAAAAGCCUACUUGGAUGAGAUAACCGAUAGGGGCUUGCUGGUGGAAUGGUGCCCACAGGAGAGAGUCCUCGCCCACCCGUCAGUCGGGGUGUUCCUGACUCAUUGCGGGUGGAACUCCACGCUGGAGAGCAUCUCCGGGGGCGUGCCGAUUAUCUGCUGGCCAUUUUUCGCCGAGCAGCAGACGAAUUGCCUGUACAGCUGCACCGAGUGGGGGGUCGGCUUGGAGAUAGACAGCGAUGCGAAGAGAGGGAAGGUCGAGGGGAUAGUGCGGGAGAUGAUGGAAGGCGAGACGGGGAAGAGAAUGAAGGAAAGUGCUCUUAGGUGGAGGAUGAGAGGCCUAAGUGCCGUAAGGCAAGGGGGUAGUUCUUAUACUAACUUCGUGAGGUUAGUCGAGUGCCUAAAAGGAGGAGUUUCGAGUGACUGAUCUUAUAUAGAGUUCGAUC